CCUCCUCCUCCUCCGGGAGGGCCGCCGCCGCCCAAGGUGAGCCCGGGGCCCGGACCGUGGGGGGGAGGCCCGCAGCGCCUCGCGCACAAGAUAACAUCGGAAAUCUCAUGAGCAUUGGAAGUUGAACAUCAGAGGAAAACAAGACAUGAACCACUGAAGGUCUCUUGGAAGUCAACUGUUCAUCUGUAAAAUGGAGUCAUGAGCCUUAACAUUUAGCAAAGACCCCACGAUGGCCAAGGAAUUUUGAAGUGGGAUACAGAGGAGCUCCAAUGCUUGUCAGUUUGAGCAGUGUUAAAGGGACAACUACCAUGGUAACACUAAUAACGGAAAAGCUGCAGAACCAGAGGUUGGAUGAUCUCACCUGUAAAACGUACAGUAUCAAUCUGUACUCAUCUGAGAAGCUGAACAAAAGUGGCAGUUUGUUCCCUUUCGAAAUCAAUGUAGAAGAGAGCCCUUGGAAAGUUUUAAAUGGGGGCUGUCCGAUCAGAAGCGAGGUGACCAAGAGUUCGGCUUUCCCUUUCCCGUCGUGCCCGUUUAGCGCCGCUAACAGCAUGGGGCUGCAGUGGCAGGAGGACGCCCCCAGCCCGUCUAUGGUGUCGGGGUGGAUCAGCGAACUAAACCUUAACGAAAACUCAGGGCAGCCGCUGGCACCACCCACCAAACGCCACUGUAGAUCACUGUCGGAGCCGGAUGAACUCGCUCGCUGUCGGUCACCGUGGAAACCCGGCAACUCCAAGGUCUGGACCCCCGUCUCCAAGAGGCGUUGCAACAGCGGCGGCAGUGCCACUUUGCAGCGCUGCAACAGCCACGGCAGCACCACCCUCCAGAGAAGCACCAGCAUCAGCCUGCCGCAGAACGUCCUGGCGCUCAAUAACAUUUUCACCAUCACCAGCUUCCAGACGUCCCCAGUACCCAGACCCUCCUCUGCCAGCAGUGGCUUUGUGGACAGUAGCGAGGGCAGCACGAGUUCGAGCGUCCGUUGGCAUUCCGGAGGGCCGGGCGAUUUUAACCCGAGGCGUCGCCUCUCUCUCUCGCAGGAGCACAUUACUGAGACAGGGAACCUCUUGCCUUCGGCUAACAGCACUCCCACCUCGACACCAGAGCUCAGUCGGCGCCAGGGCUUGUUGAGAUGCCGCUCGCAACCUUGCGUACUGAACGACAAGAAAAGCCGGCUAAAGCGCAGACGAGACGAAGACGUGCGGUGGAAUCGCCCAUCUUUAGACUUUUUUAAAAUGACACGGACUUUAAAAAAUUCGAAAAGCCUCUGCUCCCUGGAUUAUGAAGAAGACGAUGAAGAUGAUACGCAAAUGAAGACGAUCGUGUCCUCCCCGUGUGACUCAAAUGACCUAAUGAAUAUCAUCACCCCUGGUUCCAGUCCAGUGAAAGAGCAGCUGGAUGAAGUAAGGCAUCCCGGGCCGUGCCAAAUGGGCUUCAACACAAGGGAUUGUAAGAAAGCAGCUGCGGCGUGUGAAAGUGAUGAGGACACAAGUGACUGUGAGAGUGUCGAAGAGGGCAUCUUUCCUCUAGACUGUGGGGACCUGGAUCUAGAGCAGAUUGAAAACAACUGAGUCGCAAAACUAACGUAUCAGAACCAACGGGCUGUCCUAUAUUGAAGAUGAUAGCGGAUUACUAUGGCCGUGCGUAAUCCGUACCCCUGAGUUUUCAUACUGGCUAUUUUUUUGGCCUGGGUUAACAGAAAAACAUUUCAGGUUGGAGGGGAAAGUGAAACAACGUCAUUUGCUUACAUCUGUUGAUCGGUAUAUUGACAGAAAAAAAAAAAUAGGAGGUUAAAUGUUAUUUUGAACAUUAAGGAGUAAUUUUGAUUAAAAUUUUCCUAACACAAUAUUUUGCAUUUUUAUGCCUUUUACAGUUGUGAAGAAAGCUCUCUAUUUUGAAAUGAAUUUUCAGAAGGGCAUUCUAUUAAAACUAAAUCUGCCUACAGUGAUUCUGGUGCGGGUAUAUGUUCCUUUUGUUGAAAAGCAUAAUGUGAAAAGUGAGUUGCGUUAUUUAAUUGGGAGUUAGCAUUGAGUCUCUGGUGGUCUGAACUCUUCCGAGGUUCUGGUUGACACCCGAUCCAAAAUAUUGUAAGUGACUCCGUAUUGAGUGAGUGGUUAUGAAACUUCAUGACAUGUACAAAUGAUUUUUUUUUCAUACAUGCAGACUUUUUGAUCAAAAUGUAGUAGUGACCUUAAGGGUUAAUAUUUUCCAUGAUUUUACUACUUGAAUUGUUUUCUAGCCUGAAGCAAUGCUAAUUUAGGUGGGGUAAAACUGCAAGUAGCUUCCAAACUUCUGGUCAUUAUUAUUUCAUUUUCUGUGGUUCAGAAGAAUGUACAACAUGAGCACUUCAACUUUUAGACAGGGACUUUGUAAUGAUCAAUUCCCCAGGAGGUGAGCCCCUCAGCAAUACUAGACGGAAACUAGUCCUUGAAUUAAAUAAAAGACAUUUUGCUUUG
Molecule: messenger RNA, 2453 nt
Organism: Tachyglossus aculeatus (Australian echidna)
Lineage: Eukaryota; Metazoa; Chordata; Mammalia; Monotremata; Tachyglossidae
Gene: FAM53A
Product: family with sequence similarity 53 member A
Exons: 6
Coding region: 270-1568 (432 amino acids)
Biological process (GO): protein import into nucleus
Cellular component (GO): nucleus
Source: RefSeq, a predicted model, not a curated record